ACAAUUUUGUAAAGUCUCAUCUCAUUGCACCUCAAAUCACUCUAAUCAGACAUCUAUAUGGCAUUUGUACAUGUGGAUUUUAAGGUGGCGAAAGCGGAAGGAGAAAGCCACACAAAAGCAUGAAGAAGAUAAAAAGCAUUCCUGUAUAAACCACCCUAUGAUCAUAAAGGAUCAUGGCACGAUGGAUGUCUAUGCUAGAAAAAGAAAAAGUUAGUGAAAAUCAUUCCAAGUAAAUUAAAUGACAAAUGGUGGCACGAUGGGGGAAAAGUUUGGCUUCAUCUACCUUUCACAGAAACACCCGACUUUGAGCAUGACACACUGCCAGCAAAGGUCACAAAAGUUUAUUUCUAUUUUGGUAACUUUCUGUUACUCUUUGAAUCCAAAAUUCAAGCCAAGUUGAAAUGCAAGAUACUUUAGAAAAAAAGUUGUCGUUGUAAAAUCGAAGGAAAACAACACACAUUUGAAGCAACUAAAGAUAUUAAAUGUGAAGGUACCUGGUUCUUGCUUCUUAAAAUUGGAAAGAAUAACGAACAAAAGCAUAUCUUUAUUUGGGCACAAAUGAGAUACACCAUUCAAAACACAUAUUCUGAUUUUCCACCCAAUUUGUAAGCUUCUCUAUCACAUUAAUGAAAUAUAAUCUAAAAAUAUGUUUUUAUAUAAGGUAUAUAAUAUCUUAUAAGUCAGUUUUGUUAAAUUGAAUUAGAUAACACAAAUGAAAAUCCAACGUAUUAGAGUAUAUUCAAUGUCCAUUGGAUCAUUCACGAUCAUUCGGAUCAAGUUCCAUAUAUCAAAUCCUGGAUAUAAGUGGAUAUAUUGAAAGUACCACAUCAAAUGAAACGUGACUUUAAAAAGUGUUUAUAUAAAGACACAAAUUUCAAUUAGUCCCAACAUAAAUCCUAACAUGCAUUUCUCUUGAUGCUGCCUGCAGCUUGGUCUACACAACAAACACUGACAUAUAUACAUGGUUGCAUUAAUACUUGCAGAAACAUUUGCAGUUCUUGUCAGCAUAGCGGAGAAAAAAAAAAUCAACCUGCAAAGGUUGUUUUUACUUUUCAUGUAAUGUUUGUAAUUCAGCUUUGGAACAUAUAUAGAUAGGUUUUUUGUGGGAAGGGAAUGAAUGGUGUUUUGACUUAUCUUUUGACAAAAACAACUAGAGAAAAUCCAGCUGGAAUUACUUAUAGGGGUCUACUGGCAAAGAUGCAUGAGGAAAUUAAAAAGAUUAACAGAAGCAGAUCAUGCAACAACAGCAUCUUGCACCAUAACUUCCACAGUAAAAUUAUUGCCCGGGAUUUUCUUUUAUCAUCAUCUGAGAAAUUUGAUGUUUCUACAACAAUAUUCACAUUGUGAUCAUGAGGAGGAUACAUAUUUAGCGUCUAUUUGGUUGAGAUGUGGAUUUCUAUGUUAUCUUAACAAUAAUUGUCUAUAGACAGAAAAACAAAUAAGUCAAGAUAUUCACUCUCCACUAGCUAAAGUCAUCAGAAUCCUAUUCUUCAUCUGACUCACCAGCAAAAUAGAGUUAGCUGAAGUUUACGUACACUUUUGAUUAACUAUUUCUUAUCAAUCCAUUCAUAACUUCUAAGCCUCAUUUUUGCAUUCAUUGCCUCUACCGUUCUUCAUAUCUUUAAACAAGAAAAGCAAAAUAUUACAAUGGCAAGUAAGCAACAAAGAUGCAACCAUUGUGGAAUACUACUAUUUAUUCCACUAGAUGUCCAAGCUUUUAAGUGUUCAAUGUGCAAUGGCAUCACACAUGUUCAACCCACAGGUCCAUUAAAUCAAGCCUACAACUCUCUUAAUCAUAUUGCAGGUCUUUUUAGAGGCUUCAUGAAUACUAUAACAACUAGUUCAGCAAUCAACAGCAAUUCAGGUAAUUAUGGAACAAAUCAUUUUGGGUAUUAUCCUCGGCCUCAGCCACAAAGGCCUUUGAAUCCUCCUUCCCCAUAUGGUUCAAAAAGGGCAGUUUUGUGUGGAAUCUGCUACCAUGGGAGGAGUUACAGGCUUAAGGGCUCCAUCAAUGAUGUGAAGUGUAUGAAAUAUUUUCUGAUUAAGGAGUUUGGGUUUCCAAGUGACUCCAUUUUCAUGCUCACAGAUGAUAAGGAGGAGAGAAAUCCACUGAAAAUCCCAACAAAAUAUAACAUUCAAAUGGCUUUAAGGUGGCUGGUUGAGGGUAGCAAAUCAGGCGAUUCACUGGUAUUCCAUUACUCGGGACAUGGCACACAGGAAGUGAACAUGAAUGAGAUUGACCAUAGCUAUAGGUAUAAUAAUGCAAUUAGUCCUGUUGAUCAUGAGCUCAAGGGGAAGAUACUGAAUGAUGAGAUUAAUGCAACAAUUGUUAGGCCACUACCAUUUGGUGCUAAACUUCAUGCCAUCAUUGAUGCAUGUCACAGUGGGAAUGUUCUGGAUUUAUCAUUUGUGUGCAAGAUGAACAGGGAAGGGUAUUAUACAUGGGAGAAUCAUACAAGUUCAAGAAAUUAUAAAGACACAAAAGGAGGGGUAGCAAUUUGUAUUUCAGCUUGUGAAGAUGGUCAAGUCUCUGUAGAUACCUCUGCCUUAAGUGGCAAAGAAGUUACAGGUGCCUUGACUUAUAGUUUCAUACAAACAGUGCAAAAUGAACCUGGGUUGACUUAUGGUCACUUGCUUAGUACUAUGCGUUCUACCAUUCAUGGGACUAAAACAGGCAUAGUUACUCUAAAUGGACCAAUCGCUUCACUCUUAAAUAGACUUCUUGGCCUACGCAUCAAACAGGAGGCACAAUUAUCAUCCUCCGAGUUGUUUGACAUGUAUAAGAAGCAGUUUAUACUAUGAUAUGGUAUAUUCUUAUUACAACAUAAUGAAACAUUGGAGAUUCUUGAGUGCCACUUUAGGUUGUAACAUCUCUUGAUAAUGUUGUAUGUUUCUCUCUAUAAUUUGUAUUUGAUUAUCAAUUCUAUAUUUCAAGCAUAA
This is a messenger RNA of Vicia villosa (hairy vetch), 2940 nucleotides long. RefSeq names its product metacaspase-3-like. Gene Ontology annotation, biological process: proteolysis. Bases 1648 to 2802 code for a protein of 384 amino acids. Lineage: Eukaryota; Viridiplantae; Streptophyta; Magnoliopsida; Fabales; Fabaceae. The transcript is spliced from 6 exons. The record is from RefSeq and is a predicted model, not a curated record. Gene Ontology annotation, molecular function: cysteine-type endopeptidase activity.